AUGGAUCAUAAAUUGGAAGCUUUGUGUAAAGUUUGCGGUGAUAAAGCAUCUGGAAAACAUUAUGGAGUGAUAAGUUGCGAUGGAUGUCGCGGUUUUUUCAAAAGAAGCAUAAGAAGAGGUUUGGCUUACCAUUGCAAAGAAUCAAAUUCAUGCAUUGUUGACGUCACGAGAAGAAAUCAAUGUCAGGCAUGCAGGUUUAAAAAAUGUUUAUCCGUCAACAUGAAACGUGACGCCGUACAACACGAAAGAUCACCGAGAACAUCUUUUCCUAUUCAUUGCACGGGACUCUCGUCAACCGGAAGACGUAAUAAUAAUAAUAAUAAUAGUAAUACAUAUUCAUAUUCCGGAAGUUUUUUAACGGCUGCCACGAGUGGGCCAUUUUUGGAUUUACCAACUUAUCAUUUUGUUUAUCCACAACCAUCUUUUCCAAUACAUUUCGAUUCACUCGUGAGCAAACAAAAUGUAUGGGAUUUAACAAUAUCAUCUCAACAAGGACACCCAGAAAACGUUUACGAAUCCGCGGCAAAACUUUUGUUUUUAACCGUUAAAUGGGCAAGAAGCAUUCCGUCAUUUUUACAAUUAACUUUUCACGAUCAAUCCAUUUUGUUAGAAAAUACAUGGAAUGAAUUGUUUAUACUGAGUGCUGCACAAUGGACGCUACCAGUUGACGAAGAAUACUUAGUUCGCGUGACGUCAUUACCUAAUAACAAAGCAAAAGAAAAAUUUGAAAGAGAAGUUAAAAAUUUUAAAAAAAUAAUAACAAAAUUUAAUAAUUUAAAUGUUGAUUAUACUGAAUAUGCUUGUUUGAAAGCAUUGACGCUUUUCAAAGCCGAAACAUCAGAACUCAAAGAUCGAUUGCAGGUUGAAAUGUUACAAGAUCAAACCCACAUAAUGUUACACGAUUAUUGCACAUCACAAGAUUCUCACAAAGCUCGAUUUGGUAAGUUAUUAAUGUUAUUGCCUUCUGUCAAUGGUUUAUCUAAAGAUUUCAUCGAAGAAUUACUUUUUAGAAAAACAAUAGGCAUUUAUAAAUGA
Pediculus humanus corporis (human body louse) is the source of this 1035-nucleotide messenger RNA. Its product is annotated as retinoid X receptor, putative. The record is from RefSeq and is a predicted model, not a curated record. Gene Ontology annotation, molecular function: RNA polymerase II cis-regulatory region sequence-specific DNA binding; nuclear receptor activity; zinc ion binding. NCBI's taxonomy places the organism in Eukaryota, Metazoa, Arthropoda, Insecta, Psocodea, Pediculidae. Bases 1 to 1035 code for a protein of 344 amino acids. The transcript has 7 exons. Gene Ontology annotation, biological process: regulation of transcription by RNA polymerase II; cell differentiation; anatomical structure development.